CUUGGCCAGCUGUUGCCCUUGCGUGUAUUAGGACUUGUCUUUCCUAACAAUGUCGGAGGCGAAUAUCUUGAAAAUCAUUUGCGGUAACGGAGGGGCGAUAGAUUAUGAGAGACUCCUUGAAUUAGCUUCCGGCUUUCCAGAUAUAAACUGCUUUGAAUUUGAUUCUCUCAUCGAAAAUGAACAGUUAUUCUCUCUGACGGAGAACAGUGGCGUCAAACAAGUACUAGCCAAAACAAACGUCAGACUCUGCAAAGUGAGAGACUGCACUGGCUGUAAAAAUCUUCAUCUUUGUAAGUUUUAUCUACAUGGAGAAUGCAAAGGAAGACGCUGUGGUUACGGACACAAUUUAAACUCGGACCACAACGCCAAAGUUCUCUCAGAACAUCAACUACAGAGACUUAGCAGAGCAGAGAUCAGACAGUUACUUUUGCACAAUGACAGCCCACAUUCCCUGCUUCCACCGCUUUGUAUGAGUUACAACCAUGGUGAGGGUGACUAUGGCCGAUGUGAUGACAAGGAUAACUGCACGAGGCUUCACAUCUGCGAGGGCUACAUCCAAGGCACCUGCGACUCCGGCAACUGCGGCCGGUCACAUGACUUCUUCGAGCCCCACCCGAUGAGGACCCUGCGGGGGAGGGGUGUGCUCAGCGGAAUGGUGGGAUCCAUGCUCUCCGUCUACCGGAACAUCUUGGUGCUCAGGGGCACUCUGGCUAAAGACGUGAAGUCCAAUCCUGGGGCCAAGAACAGAAGUGGCAGAACGGAGAUAAAAGAAAUCUGCCUGUCCUUCGUCAAAGCUGAUUGCAAACAACGCAACAGGUGUUGGAGAGUACACUCCAAAAUGCCCUACCAGUGGCAAUUUAAGGCUGGAGAAACCUGGACUGACUUUCCGAUCAGUGAAGACAUCGAGAGGAACUUUUGUAACCCAAGCUGCGCUAGCUUCAUUGAUUUGAGUGUGAAGUGUGACCCUGUUUGUUUUGAUACCAUGACCUGCGGGCCCCAAGAGGUGCGACGGCUCUCCACAGCCCCCUCCGUGCUCAUGCCCGACUUCAUCCUCACCACCGAGUGGCUCUGGUACUGGGAAGAUGAGUACGGAGAAUGGGUCCCCUAUUCCUCCAUAAAAGAGAUGCACAGGAUGUCCUCAGUGUCCUCCAGUGAUCUGAGCCUCACGGUUGAGUUCAUGCGCUUUCCGGAGCUGAUCCUGCAGCCCGUAGUAGUAGCUCAGUCCUGGCGCGCCCUCGACCGCUGGCUCCGGGGAUACAACCAUGGUGAGGGUGACUAUGGCCGAUGUGAUGACAAGGAUAACUGCACGAGGCUUCACAUCUGCGAGGGCUACAUCCAAGGCACCUGCGACUCCGGCGACUGCGGCCGUUCACAUGACUUCUUCGAGCCCCACCCGAUGAGGAGCCUGCGGGGGAGGGGUGUGCCCAGCGGAAUGGUUGGAUCCAUGCUCUCCGUCUACCGGAACAUCUUGGUGCUCAGGGGCACUCUGAAGUCCAAUGCUGGGGCCAAGAACAGAAGUGGCAGAAGGGGUAAAGGAGGAGGCGGCACCACUACCAGUGGUGUGGCUAAAGACGAAAGCAGUCCAGCACGGCCAGACAGGUGUUGGAGAGUACACUCCAAAAUGCCCUACCAGUGGCAAUUUAAGGCUGGAGAAACCUGGAACGACUUUCCGAUCAGUGAAGACAUCGAGAGGGACUUUUGUAACCCAAGCUGCGCUAGCUUCAUCGCUUUGAGUGUGAAGUGUGACCCCGUUUGUUUUGAUACCAUGACCUGCGGGCCCCAAGAGGUGCGACGGCUCUCCACAGCCCCCUCCGUGCUCAUGCCUGACUUCAUCCUCACCACCGAGUGGCUCUGGUACUGGGAAGAUGAGAACGGAGAAUGGGUCCCCUAUUCCUCCAUAUGGAGAGGAUUUAAGAUGGAGGACAUAUUUUUGUGGCAGCCUCCCAUGAUGUUACAAUUCUACACAGAAGAGAGUCACAGGAUGUCCUCAGUGUCCUCCAGUGAUCUGGAAAAGCGUUACCAGGAAGACAACAAUGCUGUAGUGCUCUUCACAGCUGGUCAAGAGCACUAUGAACUGAGUUUCAAAGAUAUGGAGCAAAAGAAUGUGUACUAUGGCACCCCGAGACAGGUUAGAAGAAGACCUGAGUUCAUCUCAUCGGUUGGUGUCCAAACCGCCAGAACCAGCAAGAGAAGAGGCCCCGUAUCAUCACAACAUGGCAGAGGCGUACCAGGAUACUGGGACAAGUCUGCUGUGCCUGAAACAGGAUACAAGAGAGUAACUCUGCUAAGUACUAACCGGGACUAUCUGAAGGUCCAGGAGCUGUUCUGCAAGACACUGAGCGGUUUUGACAUCAUCAGUAUUGAGAGGAUCCAGAACAAGGAGCUCUGGGAGGACUUUCAGACGAAACGAGAACGUAUGACGAAAGCCAACAAGGAUAAAAAGUACGUCGCUGGGGAACGUCUGCUCUUCCAUGGCACAGAUUCCAAGUUCAUUGAUGCGAUCUGCUACCAGAACUUUGACUGGAGAAAGUCUGGAGCCAAUGGAACGGUUUAUGGAGAAGGAUGCUACUUUGCCCGGGAUGCCCGCUACUCCAACAGCUACACCUCUGACCACAGCGUGCGCUCCAUGUUUGUGUGCCGCGUGCUGGCAGGCAGCUAUACCCGAGGGCAGUCUCAAUAUCGCCUGCCGCCCUCCAUAGAUGGAGGCCUGCUUCUGUAUGACAGCUGUGUGAACGAUGUCCGCGACCCUUCUAUCUUUGUGGUGUUCGACAAGCAGCAGGUCUAUCCCGAGUUCCUCAUUACCUACACUGAGCACGUCUAUCCUACGGAUCUGACAGAUUCUUCUCCUGAUUACGCUUCUUCUGCUGUCUCCGGUUUACUUUCUCCUAUUAAGACCACUGCACCCCUGUCCACUACAACCUCCUCGGACGCCUGGUCUUCCUUCCUUCCUCCUCCUACAAGUCAACGAAGCCAAGACCUCUACAAUGUCCCCAAAGCUACUCCGAGAGACGAAUGCAUCUUGCUUUGAUAUCAUUGCCUGUUUUGUCCGUUGGCCUCAAUUUUUUAAUUGUUAAAACAAAUUUUCCCAUUCCUACUACUGGAAUAAACAUUAACUACUCAGUCCCACUUCCUAUAUACUUUAGUUUCUCUUGCUCGAUUGAAAUUGUCAAUGUAUAUUUUGAGGCACUAGUGUUUACUCCGCAGGUGUCUGCAAGCAAAAUUUAGAUUUCAUGGUGUCUGUUCUGUGCAGAGCGCCAGACCUGUAGCACAGGUGUGUUCCAGUGUAUCUUGGAUUUGCAUGUUAUCACAUUGUAUUUGCCAUUUAAAAAAACAGAAAACGGAAACUAGUAAAAUCCUUAAUAAAUUAUUAAAUCAA
Messenger RNA from Clupea harengus (Atlantic herring), 3376 nucleotides. Its product is annotated as protein mono-ADP-ribosyltransferase PARP12-like. The transcript is spliced from 19 exons. Bases 50 to 3028 code for a protein of 992 amino acids. Gene Ontology annotation, cellular component: nucleus. The record is from RefSeq and is a predicted model, not a curated record. Gene Ontology annotation, molecular function: metal ion binding; NAD+ poly-ADP-ribosyltransferase activity. Lineage: Eukaryota; Metazoa; Chordata; Actinopteri; Clupeiformes; Clupeidae.